This is a messenger RNA of Phodopus roborovskii (desert hamster), 2251 nucleotides long. RefSeq names its product transmembrane protein 119 (gene Tmem119). The record is from RefSeq and is a predicted model, not a curated record. Lineage: Eukaryota; Metazoa; Chordata; Mammalia; Rodentia; Cricetidae. The coding region runs from base 82 to 915 and encodes 277 amino acids. Gene Ontology annotation, biological process: positive regulation of osteoblast proliferation; positive regulation of bone mineralization; ossification. The transcript is spliced from 2 exons. Gene Ontology annotation, cellular component: plasma membrane.
GUCUAGCAGGGCCAGGCUGGUCUGACCUGGCAGUGGCCCCUGGCCUUCCUUCCUUCACAGGGAGCUGGUUCUGUGGUCAACAUGGUUUCCAGCCUCCUCUUGUCUCUGCUGCUACUUUUGAGGCCCAUGCCCUUGGUGGCCUACUCUGUGUCCCUCCCAGCCACCUUCCUGGAGGACAUGGGGGGCAGUGGGGAGGCUGAGGGCUCCUCAGCCUCUUCCCCGAGCCUGCCACCACCACGGACUCCAGCCUUCAGCCCCACAUCGGGGAGUCCCCAGCCCACAGCUCUGGAGGGCCCUGCGCCCCCCACCAACCUCCUGGAUGGGAUCAUGGACUUCUUCCGCCAGUAUGUGAUGCUCAUCGCGGUGGUGGGCUCUCUGGCCUUCCUGCUCAUGUUCAUCGUCUGUGCCGCUCUCAUCACCCGCCAGAAGCACAAGACCACGGCCUACUACCCAUCCUCCUUCCCGGAGAAGAAGUAUGUGGACCAGAGUGACCGGGCUGGGGGUCCUCGUGCCUUCAGCGAGGUUCCUGACAGGGCACCCGACAGCCGGCCGGAAGAGGCCCUGGACUCCUCCCAGCAGCUCCAGGCCGACAUUCUGGCUGCUACCCAGAACCUCCGGUCUCCAGCCAGAGUGGUGCCAGGCAGUGCGGAGGGAACAAAGCCGGUGAAGGGUGGGUCAGAGGAUGAGGUACCCAGCAGCCAGGAGGGGGCCCAGCAAGCCCCAGCAUGCGGAGUCCCUGUAGGGAAGCUUGGGGUCUCAGAGGAGUCAGGCCCAGCAGAGGCUGGAGGGGCCCCUGCAGCCAGUGAGGGCCAAGGGGGCCAAGAAGGGUCUGUCUCUGUAGCGGAGGAGCCCCAGGGACCAGCCGACCCCCCUGAAGGUCCCUGUGCUUGUAGCGGCGUGUCCCCCAGUGUCUGAGGCCCCGGAACUGUUGGGCCUGACUGUUAGGUCCUCAAGGGUCACCUCUUUGGUCAAAAAAGGCCUUUAUCUCUGACUGCCAUUGCUGGCGCCAAUCCUGACCCUGAGUGCGCAGAGCUGAUGGCCUCCGGUGCGCCCCAGGAAGCAUCACCCCAAGUUCCAGUGCCUUCGAUGCCUCUUGCCAAAGCACACUUCUCUACCAGAGGAAGGACAAACACACCUCAGUUGGAGCUGCAACAGUCCCCACGAGCAGCCACAGCAGAAGGGGAACAGGCCAGAGGCCUCCCCCACCCCCGUGAGGCUGGGAAGAUAGCCGGGGCUCAUCACGGAUGGGCCUGGCAUGGUCCUCAGCUGCUCCGUGCCCGGCUGGGAAAGCAAGUUGCAGCCCGUUGCGCCAGGGACUGCAGAGGGUCCUCUUCGCCGCACCUCCCCAACACCAGAAUGUGGGCUCACUCUCUCUCUGCUCAGCGGACUUGCUUAGUUAGGAAGCAUUCUGAAGGGCCUGACACCUUGUCACAGGGUCCCCCUAGACCCUGCAUGGAUACACAAACUCAGUCAUGUGAGCCGAGGGGCCACUGUGCCCCUCCCCAAGCUUAUGCAACUACUCUAAGGGUUCCCGUCUGGCUGGUCUUCUCUUUCCUCCGGCUUUUUCUCUUUUUCAUUUUCUUGCUUUCUGUUUUUAAUUAUUAUUUUACAUAUCGGUCUCAGUUCCCUCUCCCACCCUCACACGCACCCCGACCACCCUCCCCUCCCACCCACCCCCCUCCACAUGUAGGGUGAUGCCCUCCAGGAGGGGGCAUCUGAAUCUGUCAGUCCUCCUGCUUUAUAAUUAGGGUGAUGACGAAUAGCUACAAAGUCCAGUCUCACACCAAUCUCACAGUACCCGCUCCGGAAAACACCGUUCCUGAUUUUCUCUAAGGCACCCCACUUUCUGAUUGGUUUCGGUGUUAGGAAGUGAGAUGCCGGAUGCCGGGAAUCCGGUUCUCGCAAGCAUCCAGCAGCUCUGAGAGUGUGCCUCUCACCUUGUUAUCGAUGCUGGGAUGAGGGAAUGGAGGGAAGCUCUUCUCUGUUGGUCCCUGAAGCAGCCUGGAAGCCAACGGGCAUUUGGGACAACCGCCAUUCCGGAUUCUGACGCCCAGGCUAGAGCAGGGGCCUGGCCCAUCGUUUGCUCACACCGUGGCCUGGCAGCCUGAGCCCACACCAUCCCUCAGUCCUUGACAGUGCGGAGGCUUUGUCCUGUUGGGGUGUUGGGGGGGUCCCCACAUCUCCAUUCAGGGCUCCCUGACACCACAGCUGUUCAGGUGUGGAGAUAUAACAUAUAAUAAACCUUGAUCUG